AAUCUAUUUAUCUUGCCUUUUUGUGUUCCUGAAGUUUCUCCUUCCAAUCCAUCAAACAGCAAACGUGUCAGAAAAUAUCUAAGCAAAAACCAUGGCUGCCACACUCAGCCUCCUCAAACUUCCAAUCUUGCCCUCAAAACAGCACCAAACUAAACCCAAGCUGUCAAUUCCGAGCAAGCAUUCAGUUACUCUUCUCCCUCAAAAGCUCCUCCCCAAUGAGACCAUUGACCAACUCAGAUCAGCUUCUCUUCCUCUCACAGCACUCACAUUACCUUUCUUUCUCGAUGCCAAGGAUGCAUUUGCAGUGGGUGGAGAGUUUGGGAUAUUUGAGGGAAGAACUAUUGCUCUGAUUCAUCCCACUGUGAUGGCUGGUUUGUUUGUAUACACUUUAUAUGCGGGUUAUCUUGGAUGGCAAUGGCGGAGAGUUAGGACUACUCAAAAUGAGAUUAAUGAGCUGAAGAAGCAAGUUAAACCUCUCCCUGUGACCCCUGAAGGCACCCCUGUUCAACCCCCUAAGCCAUCCCCUGUUGAAGCCAGAAUUCAGCAACUCACUGAGGUGCAAGUGAAUACCUGGUUUAGGACUGGGAAGUUAUUUCCAGGGCCUCAUUUAUUUGCCGGGGCAGGGAUUACAAUUCUGUGGGCAGCAGCAGCAGCCCUUGUACCAGCAAUGCAAAGGGGGAAUGAAACCGCUAGAAAUCUGCACAUAGCUUUGAACGCAUUAAACGUUAUCCUCUUCAUUUGGCAAAUCCCUACUGGAAUUGACAUUGUCUUCAAAGUAUUCGAAUUUACCAGCUGGCCUUGACUUGUUCGUCGUUUGAAGGCUGAGUUGUCUGCUUUCUUAUGUAAGUAUUCACAAUAGAAGAGAGUACUUAUUGCGGUAUGGUGCAAUGGUUAUACCAGGUGUAAUGGGCCUUUCGAAGAUUUAUCUAGAAAUAAAGAAAAAUAAAAAUAAAGGAUGAUUCAUUUAGAUACAGGUCAAAACUAAUGGUGUGAGCAUGCUUGUAUCAAUCAAGCUACUAUGCAUCAAUUUAGAAUUAGUUGGGGUUGACGACAGAAAUAUUUUGUAUGCAUUUCUCUCUGCUCAGGUAUUAGAGUACUUUGGAAUUAUUGGUUUUAGCGGUGCCUCAGCUGCAAUUCAAGAUUCCUUCAGCUUUAUGAACAAACCUUGUGUUGAUUUCAGAGUUAUAUCUGUAGUUUGUAAACUGUAAAUGGCGUUAAAUCUAGCCAGCUUUUCCUUAAUCAAAUCAUAAAUGGAGCAUCGUUUUGAUCA
This is a messenger RNA of Nicotiana tabacum (common tobacco), 1270 nucleotides long. The record is from RefSeq and is a predicted model, not a curated record. NCBI's taxonomy places the organism in Eukaryota, Viridiplantae, Streptophyta, Magnoliopsida, Solanales, Solanaceae.